Apodemus sylvaticus (European woodmouse) is the source of this 483-nucleotide messenger RNA. It is a transcript of the gene Sec61g, whose product is annotated as SEC61 translocon subunit gamma. Gene Ontology annotation, biological process: post-translational protein targeting to membrane, translocation; protein targeting. Gene Ontology annotation, molecular function: transmembrane protein transporter activity. The coding region runs from base 19 to 321 and encodes 100 amino acids. The transcript has 4 exons. The record is from RefSeq and is a predicted model, not a curated record. Lineage: Eukaryota; Metazoa; Chordata; Mammalia; Rodentia; Muridae. Gene Ontology annotation, cellular component: membrane; Ssh1 translocon complex.
AGCCAAUUGAAAGGAGGAAUGGGCGGGCUGUGGGUUGCCAGCUUCCGGUUCCGUUGGGCUCAAUUCUCUCCUAAGCUACGUGUCUCUACCCUCUCAAACCGCCAUCCCACAAACAUGGAUCAGGUAAUGCAGUUUGUGGAGCCAAGUCGGCAGUUUGUAAAGGACUCCAUUCGGCUGGUUAAAAGAUGCACCAAACCCGACAGAAAAGAAUUCCAGAAGAUUGCCAUGGCCACAGCUAUAGGAUUUGCUAUCAUGGGAUUCAUCGGCUUCUUCGUGAAACUGAUCCACAUCCCCAUUAAUAACAUUAUUGUGGGUGGCUGAAUCCUUUUUCAUCAUGGGGCGAGUGAACCAGUGAGGGGGUGACAAGCUCAUGAAGUAAACGUUGCCUGGAUGCACUGUGGUUUUGUUUUGUUCCUCCUUCCUAUGAGGUUUUCUAUUUCUAAAUUAAAGUAAUUUCAAAAUAAACACCUUUUCCAUAACAGA